Symbiodinium sp. CCMP2592 is the source of this 909-nucleotide messenger RNA. Lineage: Eukaryota; Dinophyceae; Suessiales; Symbiodiniaceae. The record is from the annotation of a GenBank genome assembly.
AUGGUGCGAAAGAACCUGCUCUCUUAUGCCCUUCUGCUUGCCGUCCUGAUGCCGAUCGGGAUCAACCGCAGCCUUCCAGACAAGGCUUUCGCAACGACGAGCUUGAGGAAAGGAUCGGAUUCGUCAUUCUGCUUCGGCACGGUGAGAAGGGGGCAGACUAGACUGGCGAAGACCCGCAGUGUUUCCCAGAAAGCUGGAGGACGCGCAGCAUCCACACUUUCUUACUACCUGGUUUGGUCUCCGGGCAUUUGGCCAAAGAUGGUGUUCUCCUUUGCCACACUAGUCACUCUUCAGCUUGUGGGCGGCCAUCUCUUCAGGGUGAGUGGCCUAGCAUGUCCAGCCAGUCUUUCCCUUGUUCGGCCCAUCUGGGACCUUCUCCUGCUACCGCUACUGUCGAGUGCCUGCUGCGGAAUUCAGCUCCUUGUCAACGCAUUGGUCGGAGCUAGUGGCUGCGCCGGAUUCAACAAAUGGUUUGGCCCUCUUCGGCCGUACUUUCUCGGAUCUUUGCUCAGCACGACGAUUGUAUCCAUUUUCCGGAGACACGCGGAUUUUCGUUUCAUUUGGUUGCAGUGCAUUCUCGCUUUUUUGCCGGAGCUUGUCCACCUUUGGAAUCUGCACGGACCUCAGGGGCGGGGGAUCAACACUGCACCCUCACACACCGUUGACCUAAGCAUUGCCAGCAUGGGCUGCGUGGCCUGCAUCAAGAAGGUGGAGACCAGCCUCCGCGAGGUCCCCGGCGUCUUGCGCUCGGAGGCCUGGCUCGAGACGGGAAUCGGCGGAAGGGCUCGGGUCCAGUGCGGCGUCUCGGAGACGGAGGUUCCUGAACUGACAGCGAGGCUUUCAAGGGCCGUUGAACGUGCAGGCUUCGAGCCUUGCAGGGUGGUGGGCGUGAAUCUGGGAGAGCCCUAG